This is a messenger RNA of Colletotrichum navitas, 1809 nucleotides long. RefSeq lists its product as uncharacterized. The record is from RefSeq and is a predicted model, not a curated record. The transcript has a single exon. Bases 140 to 1651 code for a protein of 503 amino acids. Lineage: Eukaryota; Fungi; Ascomycota; Sordariomycetes; Glomerellales; Glomerellaceae.
CGUAGCAAUACACGAGUGAUUGCGCCGAUAACACACACGCCCUUACAGCAGGGAUAACGUGGCUAUACACGUACUUUGACAUUUUCCCUCUGUUUUUAAUCUCAGCCACCACAUCCUUGGCACUGACACAACCGGCUGUAUGGAGUUCAACAACAUUCCAACCAACAUCGUCAGUCGGAUACUGGACCAAUUAGUCGAGUUCUGUGGCACGCCUGACAAGACCCUGGAAGUACGGCGCUCCCUCCUCAUGGCCCGACUGGUCUGUCGCAAAUGGAAUAUGCUUGCCGCGCGACGCCUGUAUCACACAAUUAAACUGGUUCCUAGACAAAGCAUAAGUGAAGACGAGGAUGAGUUCAAAUCAUGGAACAAGAUCCUCGACAAUGCGGCUGCGAGGAGUGCCGCUCAGAGAGUCAUCAUAAGGAGUUGUCCCGACAACUUAUCACGCGACAAGAUUGGGGACUUGGAAGUCUGGGAUGAUUGGAAGAAGGGGAAAUACCCUGGCUUCACUUCGGCUAUCAGCCGCAUUGUUGAGCUACUAAAGAUUGCAGCACUUGAACUGCACUUUUCCGAGGCUUGCCAUGGUCGGGACUUGGAGUCUUGGGAGGACGAAGGCGAGCCGAUUGAGGCCCGGCUGAACACUUUGAAGGCCAUAUUCCAAGCCAUCCAAGACCGCGCGGCUCAGGGCAAUGCAGAGUGUAGCAAGAUUCGAUCCCUCACAAUCUGCAACCUACAAAACGUGCCGCACCACGAUUUCGUCUCGUCAAGCCUGUUCAAAGACGUCGCCAAGGACAUCGAACGGCUACACCUCUUGGUCGUGGAGGAAUACAACGAGCAUGGGCCCGAUUGCGACGUCUUCGUUCAGGAACGUUUGGAGUACGAGCGUCACCUGCAGAACGACAUUCUUCCUCAUUUUGCGGAGAACUUGACGGCCCUGAGCCUGUUCUUCAGAGAGCCUUGGGGCGCCAUGCCGGGCCACUUUGAUGGUGGAGGUCUGGUGUUCCCUCGCUUGAAAACACUAAACUUGGGAAACUUUGUCAUCAAGGACAACAGUCACUUUGACUGGGUUCUCUCGCAAAAGUCGCUGGAAACCUUGCGUAUGGAUAGCUGUUAUAUUCUUUCCUACAUUCGUACCGACACGGAGCACACCGCGAAAUGGAAUCUAAAAACAAAAGACUGGCAGCGGCUACCCAACGGUUCCUACGGGUUUCUUGCUGAAGACGAUGAUAUAUUCAGCUAUGACGGUACGUGGGAGGCCGUCUUCGAUCGGAUUCAUGAGAGGCUCCCGGACCUGAGAGAUCUUCGCGUCGACGAGAACAAAUAUAAUCUGAACUUUUUGCAACGGUCCCAGCUUAGUACCUUGCUGCUUCCGAGUCGGUACAUCGCAUUCGACAUUGGAAUUUUACCUAGUCCAUGGAUCGAAACUAGUAUUGAAGAUGGAGAAAUGGAGUUUGGCGACAAUAACCCAAAUACUGACGAUAUGAAGGAGGACAAUGGCAAAGCCGGAGACGACGACGAAAAUUUCAUCUUGAAUCGCGCUGCUGAGACAAGGAAUGGAGACACGAGAGCAUUCAACGAGCUCCUGGAAGCCUGCCGGGCGAGAAAUUCAGCAUGUUCGUCUAGCCGCUGUGGAAAUCUGGGUGCUAAAUCAUAAUCUUUCUUUUGCAACACUCCGGGUGAAGAAGAAUGUGGUUACUAGAGAGUUCAAAGUAUUUGUAUUUAGAUACAGUUGAAUAGCAUGAGUUGAAGAACCUGGGCCGUCAACCAGGUGACGUGGUCUUUAAUGAUAUCCUCUGCAUCACCAGAAGGACG